Molecule: messenger RNA, 3456 nt
Organism: Rhipicephalus microplus (southern cattle tick)
Lineage: Eukaryota; Metazoa; Arthropoda; Arachnida; Ixodida; Ixodidae
Product: transient receptor potential-gamma protein
Biological process (GO): calcium ion transmembrane transport; regulation of cytosolic calcium ion concentration
Cellular component (GO): cation channel complex; plasma membrane
Molecular function (GO): inositol 1,4,5 trisphosphate binding; protein binding; store-operated calcium channel activity
Source: RefSeq, a predicted model, not a curated record
AUGGACUUGGAAGCCGGGGAGGGCGGCGGGCCUUGCUGCGCCCGAGGCGGUAACUGCGCCUCGCCACUGGGCUCAGACUCGAUGGCGGGCCACUUCUUCGGCGAUACGGCCGACGAUGAGCCGCCUGGACCGAGACUCCUCGCCUCUGCACCAGGAACUGCUGGCCAUGAAGCAGGCGGCACAGAGGCGAAGCCCGAGGGCCAACUAACUCUGGAGGAAAAGAAGUUCCUCCUGGCGGUGGAGAGGGGAGACUUGGCCACAGCUCGAAGGUAUCUGCAGAGCGCCGAGGCCGGCCUGAGCACAUUGAACUGCAACUGUACCGACCCUCUGGGCCGAUCAGCGCUGCUCAUGGCCAUCGACAACGAGAACUUAGAGAUGAUCGAACUCCUGCUGCUGCACAACGUGGACACCCGCGAUGCGCUAUUGCACGCCAUCAGCGAGGAGUACGUCGAGGCCGUGGAACUGCUUCUCGAACGAGAGGAGGCGACCCGCAAACCUGGACAACCUAACAGCUGGGAGGCCAUCGACCACGAGACGGCCGCCUUCACGCCGGACAUGACGCCGCUGAUCCUGGCCGCGCACCGAGACAACUACGAGAUCCUCAAGAUCCUGCUGGAUCGCGGCUACAGCUUCCCGGCGCCCCACGGCGUGCGUUGCAGCUGCGGAGACUGCGUGCGCGCCCGCUCGGAGGAUUCGCUGCGACACUCGCGGUCGCGCAUCGACUCGUACCGCGCCCUGGCCUCGCCCUCGCUCAUCGCCCUGUCGAGCAAGGACCCCAUCCUGACCGCGUUCGAGCUGAGCGGCGAGUUGCGGCGGCUAGCCUACCUGGAGCACGAGUUCAAGAGCGAGUAUCUUGAACUUCGUCGCAAGUGCCAAGACUUCGCGACAGCGCUGCUUGACCACACGCGCACCUCGUACGAGCUGGAGGUGCUGCUCAACUACGACCCGACGGGUCCAGCCUUCGAGCACGGUGACCGUAUGCACCUCACCCGCCUCAAGAUGGCCAUACGCUUUAAGCAGAAAAAGUUCUGCGCUCACCCGAACGUGCAGCAGCUGCUGGCGUCCAUCUGGUACGAGGGCUUGCCGGGUUUUCGGCGCAAGAACAUCAUCCUGCAGUCGAUGCAGAUCCUCAAGAUCGGUCUGCUCUUCCCCGUCUACUCGGUCGCCUACAUCGUGGCGCCACACUCCAACUUCGGCCGCACGCUCCGAAAACCCUUCAUCAAGUUCAUCUGCCAUUCGGCUUCAUACGUCACCUUCCUGUUUCUGCUGAUGCUGGCAUCGCAGCGCAUCGAGACCGUCGUGGUUGAGUGGUUCGGAACAGACGAGAUGAAGCAGAAAGUUCGCAGUGACAUCACGACCAAAAGAGGAGCAAGUCCUAGCAUAGUCGAGUGGAUUAUCCUGGCUUGGGUUAUAGGUUUAAUAUGGAGUGAAAUGAAGCAACUAUGGGAUCUGGGUCUUAUAGAAUACGUCGGUGACAUGUGGAACAUAAUAGAUUUCAUAACAAAUUCCUUGUAUGUCGCCACAGUGGCCCUACGGGUGAUAGCCUACUUACAGGUUCAAAAAGAGAUUGCUCAGAAUACUGGGACCGCGUACCUUCCCCGAGAAAAAUGGGAUGCCUGGGACCCCAUCCUGAUCGCCGAAGGCCUUUUCGCCACAGCCAAUAUCUUCAGCUCCUUGAAACUGGUGUACAUCUUUUCGGUGAACCCUCACCUGGGACCCCUGCAGAUCUCCCUGGGCCGCAUGGUCAUCGACAUCGUCAAGUUCUUCUUCGUGUACACCCUGGUGCUGUUCGCGUUCGCGUGCGGCAUGAACCAGCUCCUGUGGUACUACGCGGACAGCGAGCGCCAGCUGUGCCACAAACUCAACCGCGACGGCGCGCCGGUCAAGAGCGACCACAGCGUCUGCUUCACCUGGAGGCGAUUCGCUAACCUCUUCGAGUCAUCGCAGACUCUGUUCUGGGCGAGCUUCGGUCUGAUCGACCUGGACAACUUCGAACUGUCGGGGAUCCAGAGCUACACUCGCUUCUGGGGACUGCUGAUGUUUGGCUCCUACUGCGUCAUCAACGUGGUCGUGCUCCUCAAUCUACUCAUCGCCAUGAUGAACCACUCCUACCAAAUGAUAUCGGAGCACGCAGACGUGGAGUGGAAAUUCGCCCGGUGCAAGCUCUGGAUGAGCAAUUUCGAGGACGGCGGAACGGUCCCUCCACCCUUCAACGUGAUCCCGACUCCCAAGACCGUCAGUUACUUCCUCCGAUGGUGCUACCGCAAGCUUUGCGGCAACUCCCGGUCGGCCAAGAAGGAACACCUCAAGACUAUCAGGAGAAAAGCAAGGCAAGCCAGCGAGCGAGACAUGAAGUACCAGACCAUCAUGCGUAACCUGGUACGGCGCUACAUCACGAGCGAGCAGCGCAAGGCGGACAACCAGGGGGUGACGGAAGAUGACGUCAACGAAAUCAAGCAAGAGAUCUCGUCUUUUCGGUACGAGCUACUCGAGGUGCUCAAAAUUGGCGGCUUCAACACCUCUGGCGCCAGCGGACAGAGCCAAGGUGAGGGCAUUGGAGGCAAGAAAGGCCGCCAGCGAGAGCGCCGACUGAUGAAGGGUUUCAACAUAGGCCUUAUCGAGGGCUCCGUGCCGAGCCCGCCCGAGAUCAACAUCGAGGAAGUGACGUCACGGAAGUCACCCGUCUCUCGGUUGGCCCGCCUGGCGCGCCUCGCCAGCAAGAACAAGGUGAAGCGCGGCCGCUGGGGCCACCUGGUGGAGGCCACGCGCAGCGCCCGCGCGGCCUUCUCGCGCAGCCGCAGCGAGGAGACGAUGAGCUCGAGCUCGUCCGGCUCGGGACCGAAAGGCGGCGACUCGGUCUGCAACUCCGAGACGUCGCUCUCCAUGCGGGGCCGCUUCUCGCGCAAGUUUGGCACGCUCACCUUCAGCCGCUCGCGGCUCGCCUUCUUCUCCGAGCACGACUCGCUGCGCCACUCGUCCUCGGAGAAGCGCCGCGCGCACCGCACUGUCAGCGCACCGCCCUCGUCGGUGCUUCCGAGGGCUGCGAUGCAGGCGGAUCGCCAGGGUGGCGCCGAUGCCAGCGCGGGUGGCAGUUCGUGCAACGGACUGGCAGCCGAGUGCAAGCUGUCGCCCAUCCCGAGCUGUGCCAGUUCGAAAGUGCCCACACCGAGGAACUCCAUAAACGGCACCCUCGAACCGGACGGGGCCUGCAUUGCCGGCAGUGCCGGUGACUACGCGGCAGCUGCCGCACUGGCCAUGGCGGCGACAGCCGACGACUUGCCGCCGCCACCGACGGAGCCCUGCGACCUGCCCACGGUCGUGGUGCAGCCUUCGUCGGAGCACGAGGACGCGCUCAAGGACUCUGACGAGUCGCCUGCCAACGGGUCCAUACCGCUGCUCACCAGAGUGUACGGGAUCGAACCCGUCGGCAAGCCGGCCAACAUGGGCUGGAUAUGA